AUGAGAAAUCAGAUAGAUCUGCUGGCCACUGUCACAGUUUUGGGAGUCCUGGAGCAAGCCUAUUUUGCGCUGCAGGUGAUCUAUGCCCGGCGGAAGUACAAGGUCUCCCCUCCCGAGACAACAGGUCACCCUGAAUUCGAGCGGAUCUUCAGAGCUCAGGCGAAUUGCUCAGAGUAUUUUCCAAUCUUCAUUUCGCUCCUCUGGGUUGCUGGAAUCUUCUUCCAUCAAAGUGUGGCUGCAGUGUGUGGGCUGCUGUACCUCUACACCCGCUUCAAGUAUUUCCAGGGAUAUGCCGUGGCUGCGCAGGGACGGUUGGGGCCGCUGUACGCCAGCGCCCGGCUGCUCUGGCUGCUGCUGGGGUUGGCGGUGGCUGGGCUCCUGGCGCACUUCCUGCUGCCCCACUCCUCCACAUGGACGGCAGCGCUGGCGUGGCCCCGCCAGCUGCUCGGCGCCUGGUGA
This is a messenger RNA of Nipponia nippon (crested ibis), 459 nucleotides long. It is a transcript of the gene LTC4S, whose product is annotated as leukotriene C4 synthase. NCBI's taxonomy places the organism in Eukaryota, Metazoa, Chordata, Aves, Pelecaniformes, Threskiornithidae. Gene Ontology annotation, biological process: leukotriene biosynthetic process. Gene Ontology annotation, cellular component: membrane; nuclear envelope; endoplasmic reticulum. Gene Ontology annotation, molecular function: leukotriene-C4 synthase activity; enzyme activator activity; glutathione peroxidase activity. The record is from RefSeq and is a predicted model, not a curated record.